Molecule: messenger RNA, 1795 nt
Organism: Paramacrobiotus metropolitanus
Lineage: Eukaryota; Metazoa; Tardigrada; Eutardigrada; Parachela; Macrobiotidae
Exons: 4
Coding region: 348-1544 (398 amino acids)
Biological process (GO): G protein-coupled receptor signaling pathway
Cellular component (GO): plasma membrane
Molecular function (GO): G protein-coupled peptide receptor activity
Source: RefSeq, a predicted model, not a curated record
UGAUAAAUCGCAAGAUGCAACAUGCAUGCUGUAUUUCGUAUUUCAUUGUGGUAGAAACUAGAAAAUCCACUUGUGUCGAAAAAUACGGUACAUACAGUAGUAUUCAUUCUUUUACGCUUGUCGUUUUCAGUUUGUGAGAGUUUUGAAGCCUUAAAGAUUAUCCAGUUCUCAAUUGGAGGUAUCGUAUACGACGUAUAGCCAACGAACAAUAAAUUGCCAAGCGUUCUUACUGAAAACGUACAGAAUACUGCAUGAUAUGACAUUGUGUAACCAGAUAUUUCAUGCCAUCUUAUGUUCGGCCCUCGGAGUGAUGGUGGGCGCAGAUUUACGAGUCAACUACUGCAGAAAUGAAUGAAAUGAAUAACACCAGUGUGCUGCCUGAUUUUGUGAAACCAACUCACAACAUUUGCGUUUCGAGUUGGAAUGUCGCAAAUACAAGCACAUCCGUUCGGUGCCGAUACAAUGAUCAGCAAAUGUACCAAGCUUUCUUAUUCUACACUUUUGCGUAUCUGGUUCUUUUGUUCCUGUGCACAUUCGGGAAUCUUCUUAACCUGGUCAUCCUAACGCGCCGUUUACGAAAGUGGAAGACAUCGGCCCGCUGUUACAUGCUGGUUACAACGAUUGCUGACCUGGGUGUUCUAUGGUUGGGACUUCCGAGUUGCGUGUGGAAUAUUGGCAUGUUCUUUCGGCUAUCCUUUAAUUCCCCGAACAAUGAGCCAGUGAUUACGAUGCUGACGGGAGUGACUUUGUGGGCUCAACAAGCCUGCAUGCGCUGGUCUGACUGGGUUCUUGUGGUUUUUUCGCUUGAAAGAUCGUUAAUCAUUAUGUAUCCGUUCCGAUUCAAACCUUUACAGCAAAUUCGGGCAGCACGGAUGGCCAGUGGCAUUCUGGCCGCAGUGUCCGCGAUAUAUGGCAUAUUUGCUUUUGUGCAGCAUUAUUUGUAUUACCAACACCAAAAUUACGAUGUUAUGACCAAGCUCCACAAUGCUCCUUAUUGGUUUCUGCCAUGGCUAGAGCUGGAUAAUACUGCGAAAGUCAUUGUGCAAGUGUUGACCUUUUUCCUUAUCCUGGCUCCGAGUGUUUUUCUGAUGGUGUUCCUUGGCCACCAGCAGGAUACGAGAAUGAUUGAAAUGCGGUCACAACAACAAGCUAGGCACAACCAGAAAUUCCAGCGCAGCAGAUCUCACACCCCUGUUGGUACAAACAUCAUCUUAGUGAGCAGUGCGGUUCUGUAUCUCGUCACCAGAUUUCCGCACGUCGUCAAGAUGUGCCUCUUCCAGUUGGCCGACUCCCAUUAUGACUGGUCUGUGGUGUAUUAUGUCUCAGCGUUCACGGAUGUCGCCGUGUAUGUCGGGUAUUCCUUUACUUUCUUCAUCUAUCUCCUCACCGAAAAGAGCUUCCGAAUGCAUUUUAUCCAACUAAUACAGCCGUUGUUGCCCCAGGAUAAUUCUCAUGUGCACUAUACCGGACGCAAGUGGGUUUGUAGAUGCAUCGAGAUUGGUCAAUCAACAUCGGCUUCAGCUGCUGAAAUACAUGGAAAGUAAAUCCAAUGACAUGACGACGAUAAAUUAGCCAACAAACAAUUCGCAUUGUGAAUCCCUAAAUCUAGCUGGCGAGAAGAACUUGAUCACGUUUUGGGCGUGAUGUUGGUUGAUAAUGUUUUUCUACUGUCACUUCACAUAAAAUGAAUAAACAGUUAUUGGAAACGUUUUACCUUUACCUGAUUAUUCAACACUUACCUCUGUACACUAUUAACGAAGAAAUAUUACAAAGGUCGACGCUUACUGACCUUAAG